Molecule: messenger RNA, 4161 nt
Organism: Hippocampus zosterae (dwarf seahorse)
Lineage: Eukaryota; Metazoa; Chordata; Actinopteri; Syngnathiformes; Syngnathidae
Gene: gtpbp1l
Product: GTP binding protein 1, like
Exons: 14
Coding region: 187-2160 (657 amino acids)
Biological process (GO): translational elongation
Molecular function (GO): GTP binding; GTPase activity; translation elongation factor activity
Source: RefSeq, a predicted model, not a curated record
AAUAAACAAGCAACAAGUUAGAGCUAAAACAGGUAGCGACCAGUGUUGUUUUUUUAAAUUAAUAUUCCUCUGUUCAAUAAGAGAGUCGCUUAAUGUAACUUAAAAGUCGAUUCAUCAACUGUUUGGACACCGAUCAGUGUGAUUUAGGCAGCUGACAUGUUCUGAGGCCAUUUAAAAAGACAUAUCAUGGCGUCGUCCGUGACGACGGGAGCAGCAACGAUAGCCGCCGCCGAAUGCACUGUGCCCGCUUGUAUGUUCGCCCCGGAUCGGGGCUUCUGCGCCGCUGCCGACGACGACGACGCAUGCGAGGGAGAAAGCUUGGAGGACGGCGAGGGCACCGAUGGUGAAUCCGCCGAAGUUUUGGAUUUAAGCAACAAGAUGGUCUUGGUGAGUCCGACGGGUGAACAAUACGACGCGCUGCAGCGACAUCUCCGGGCGCGGCUUGACGAGGGCUGCGGCGAGACCAUCUUUGUGGUUGGAAUGGGCUCGGAUGGCGGCGACCACGGCCUGAGCGACAGGGACAUGGAAGCGUCGGUGGCCACGGUGCAAUCGCUGUGCGAGCAGGUGGAGGCCGACCUCAUCCCGCUGAGGGAGCGCACAGAGGUGGGCGGCAAGAUCUUCGACUACCUCAUCCGCCGCCGCGUGGGUGAGCAGGACUUCCUGGAAGUCAGGGUGGCGGUGGUGGGCAACGUGGAUGCCGGCAAGAGCACGCUGCUGGGCGUCCUGACCCACGGCGAGCUGGACAACGGCCGUGGAUUCGCGCGCCAAAAGCUCUUCAGGCACAAGCACGAGAUGGAGAGCGGCCGCACCAGCAGCGUGGGCAACGACAUCCUGGGUUUCGACCACGAGGGCCAGGUGGUCAACAAGCCCGACAGCCACGGCGGAAGCCUGGACUGGACCAAGAUCUGCGAGAAGUCCUCCAAGGUGAUCACCUUCAUCGACUUGGCGGGCCACGAGAAGUACCUGAAGACCACGGUGUUCGGCAUGACCGGACACCUACCCGACUUUUGCAUGCUCAUGGUGGGCAGCAACGCCGGCAUCGUCGGCAUGACCAAAGAGCACCUUGGCCUGGCGCUGGCGUUAAACGUGCCCGUCUUUGUGGUGGUCACCAAGAUAGACAUGUGUCCCGCCAACAUCCUGCAAGAAACCCUCAAACUGCUCCAGCGGCUUUUGAAGUCCCCCGGCUGCAGGAAGAUUCCCGUCUUGGUCCAGAACAAGGACGACGUCAUCGUCACGGCGUCCAACUUCAGCUCGGAGCGGAUGUGUCCCAUCUUCCAGAUCUCCAACGUGACGGGCCAGAACAUGGACCUCCUGAAGAUGUUCCUCAACCUGCUCUCGUCCAGGACCGCCUUCAACGACGACGAGCCCGCCGAGUUCCAAAUCGAUGACACGUAUUCCGUACCGGGUGUGGGCACGGUGGUGUCGGGCACCACGUUACGCGGCGUGAUCCGCCUCAACGACACGCUCCUCCUGGGUCCCGACCCGCUUGGCGCCUUCAUCCCCAUCGCCGUCAAGUCCAUCCACCGCAAGAGGAUGCCCGUCAAGGAGGUGCGCGGCGGCCAGACUGCGUCCUUUUCGCUCAAAAAGAUCAAGCGCUCGUCGAUACGGAAAGGCAUGGUGUUGGUCUCCCCCAAGCUGAUGCCGCAGGCCGCUUGGGAGUUUGAGGCGGAGAUCCUGGUGCUGCACCACCCCACCACCAUAUCGCCGCGAUACCAGGCCAUGGUCCACUGCGGCAGCAUCCGUCAGACGGCGACCAUCCUGACCAUGAGCAAGGACUGCCUGCGGACGGGCGACAAGGCGGCCGUCCACUUCCGCUUCAUCAAGACGCCCGAGUACUUGCGCCGCGACCACAAGCUGGUAUUCCGCGAGGGCCGCACCAAAGCCGUGGGCACCAUCACCAAGCUGGUGCAGUCGGUCAACACGCAGGCGGCCAAGGCGCAGCAGGCCAAGAUGCUAGCCGGCAAAAAAAUGUUCAAGGAUGGCUCAGAGGAAAUGCCACCGCCCAGUCCCAAUGCCGCCUCGCUUCCUCUCAAAUCAGGAGGCGGAGGGCGGCGGCGAGGCGGCCAGCGGCACCAAGCGAAAGGAGGCGCCAACGUGGCGGCGGCGGGGGCGGCGGCGUCACCGGCGGGCCCCUCGACAACGGCGGCGGGCCUCGUGUAGACGCCAGCGCUCAGGUUCUUCUGCACGUUCGACACGCAGGCGCACACCAACAGCGUAGCAAGACGCGGAAAGUAAAUGCAACACGAUGCGAGAAAUCGCCGGCAAAGUUGUUUCUGCUGGCCACUUAUGCUACUUGGAAGCAUGCACCCAAUCGCUAGUUUUGGACAAAGUUUUUCACAACCAUUAACAGUCCACAAAUGGGAUUUUUUUUCUUUCCCGUAGUGAUCGAUAUCAAUAGAAAAUGCUUUUGCUAACAAUCAGGAAAUUGAGCGGGAUGAAAUCCUUUUAUCGUGAUGUACUUAUCGGUCCCCAGCGCGCCGGUCCACACUUUUUUUUUUUUAAAUAAGCUGAGCAGUUUUUUUCCCUCUCAAAGAUUGCGCAAUCUGUCUUGUGUUCUUUGUUCGUCCCUGAUAAAGUUGCAAAAAAAUAGAAAGAAAAGGGUUGUUGUUCCAUUUUUCAAACUGCGUUUUUAAUGUACAAAUGGUCGCAUUUAAACAAAAUGGCCGCAGUUGGUGUUGUCGAAACCCUUCUUGAAUAAACGAAACUGCGGAUAGAAACAACGGAAGCCGUGACUCACUGGUCGCUGUUUGUCAUUUGUUUUUAGGGCGUUGAUCAUAUUGAGGCCGUGUCACGUAAUCAUCUUCCAAGUUGAUUUUCGGGUGGAUUUUGCGGCCCCCCCCGUACGCUCGCAAACAAAAACACAAUUAUGACAGAUGAGAUUUGUUGCUCCAGGAUGAAUUCAGCAACAGGCCCCUUUGGAUGUUUCAUGUCGAAAAAAAGUCUUUUAUUGCCCAACUAAACCCACCGCCGCUUUUUACUUUUUUAAUCAUGAAAAAAUAUGAAAAAUCAUUCAAAAAAAAAAAAAAAACGUUUGUUGAAUUCUGUGAACAAGAUGUGGAAAAACACCGAGUGACUUAAUGCAGUGCGUCUUCAAAAUUUUCACAUCACGCAUUACACGUGGACUCCAAUUACAUCGACUUUUGUAAUCAGAUUACAUUUUAUAAAAUGUAAUUAGUUACUCCCCAGCACUCCCCCAUUUGCGCACUGUUCCAAGACAAUAAUUGCAAUUCCCCCACCCCAUCUCAUCGAAAAAGUUUGUCCCCGCCGCCAAAGUCCCGCACAAACUCGCUCCACGUUCUUAACGAGCCGAGCCAAAAUUAUGCGACAAUUAAUCAGCCGCCUCGAAGGUAAACAGGGAAAAAAAAAAAGGGCAGAUGAAACCUGGCGGAGCACAAAAUGAAUGUCUUAAUAAAUAAAGAUUCUCAUGCAUAAUUGAAUUUGGCUCUCGGCAAAAAAAAUUCCAAAUCAAAAUAGGCUCGAUGGUAAUAAUAGCCGCUCCAAUUAGAAGACUUGAUUUUUGUCCUCGCUUGUUUGCAUUAUUUGAAAUAUUCACAGUUUAAAAUACUUUGAUUUCCCCUGAUGAGCGAAGAGUGUGGCGCAUGAGCAAUUGCCAAAGUGUUAAAAAAAAUUUUUUUUUUUUAAUUGGAGAGGGAAGGGAUGGGUCAGUUGUCUCUUUCGGCCAGCAGGUGGCAUUGCAGCGUAAGGCAUUCAGCGCCGUUGGAGAAGAGCAAGAAGCCACACGUGGGCCUGAUUUGAUUUCCACAAAUUGUGCAGGAAAAAAGCGGCUAUAUAAAAAAAUAUAUAUUAAAAAAUAUAUUUAAAAAUAUAUUUAAAAAAAUAUUAAAAAGUGCUAUAUACAUAUAUAUGUUAGUAUGAAAAGCACAUGUAUUUUGUGUUGCUAAAGACCUAAUAGGAUUGUGACCUUUUAGCUAAUGUGGUGGUGGGGGGGGGUCUUAUUUGCAUUAUGAUGAUCAUGAUUGCAUUGAGUCAAAUUGAAUCGGUCCAUAAAUUGCUGGACUUGUUCAGUUAUUGGCAAGUAAUCAAAGAUGUUUGUGUGUCUGAAAGUGCAGACACACGCCGGUUCUUUAGUGUAGCUGGCAAGAAAGUGCUGACGGGGCGCUUUGGAUUCAUCAUGUUGGUACCUCCCCCCCCCCACGCCCC